UGUUGUUCCUCAUAAACGUCCAUUAAAUCGGUCGAGUACGUAGGAUUAUACGAUGGAUCAUAAAGGAUAUUUUUAUCUGGCAGGGUGGAUUCCACCAAGACCAAUGGAUCAAUGUUGAAAGAUACUUUUAGAUCUGAGGUAUCCUCGAGGAAUCUACUUCCACGUCCAUUUCUUUCAUUUUAUUCGAAAUUACCCUCUCUUCGAGUAUUUUGGCGCUCUUCACAGGAGUAUACAAGUUGUCUAAAGACGUCGACAUACUUUGCCGUAUUCAGAAUGUUCUUCCACGUUUAUGCAUCUCGUAACGAGCAUAGGUACACUGUCAUAGAAUUAUGGACAUAUUGGGGAGGCAUUUGAUGAGGUAGGAAAAUUAAAUAGGUUUAAAACUCGAGGAUCCUCGAAUCGGAUUAAAUCAGACCAAAUUUGAAUAAGUUGAUCAGGCAUGCAAAUUCUUCUUGUAUAUUUUUACCUAGCAAUCUCGAGGCAUGGCUCAUUAUCUAUGGUAAUUCCUAUCUCCCCUCAUCAGCCAGUGCAAAAAAUUAAUUAACGUCAUCCAAUAGGACAUUUCGUUUUGUAUUUUGCCACCAUUAGAAGCAUGCACGAAUAUUCCUCAAGGUUUUAUUAGAAUUCGUUUAUCGUAUGAAUAAGCAGCAACUGUUAUUUCAAAGCUCGAUUCCCCUUCAUUAUGGCUAGGAUACAGGAUGUUUCGCUUCGAUUGCUAUAUCGUGCGUCGUGUUAAAAAGAAUGAGGGUAUAAAAUAGGUGAAUUAAAGAUCCAAUUUUACUAAACUUCUUCAGAAUUUGCGUAUCAAACGAGCCGUGACUAGUCGCACAUGUCGCUAUAAUUCUAACAGCGCGUGCCCUAAGGGUUUCGUGCCCCAUUCGAAGGGCGGCUCAGGGUGGAAAAGACCGCAGGGUUGCACGUGACUGCACGGCAGACCGGAUGCGAUUUUUUUCGUUUCACUAGGGAAUUGCCCAGGAGACCGUGGGUCUAAUUCGCCGCGUUAAUGUUACGCGAUGAUCGUUGGAAACCGUGAGCAGAAAUCGAGCCUCAGCGUGUAAUAACAUUAAAAAAGAAAUGCAACGUGGAGCGGAACCUAAAGAGAUCAAAGGAUUAAAAAAUACUAUCUUCUGGUAUCACUGAAAGCUUCAAGCCAUCGGGUUUUCAUUUACUACCCGAUGCACGUCCACGUUAUCUGCUCUUACACGGCCAUUUAACCUACCUAAACAAGUCUCAGCAUUCUUCACCUUAAACUUUCAACAAAUAAAUCACAGCUUACGAGGCAAUCGCCUCGAGUUCAACGCAUUCUUCUCGCGUCUAACAACGAUCGUCUUCACGUAGCAGCAGAUGCUUGGUGUACUCGCUUCCUGGUUCCCUUAGACGUCUAGAGUCUCCGCCUGCUUGAUUUACGAACGACGAAGAGGGGGAUCGAUGACAACCGGUGUACAUCCGUGGAAAAGAAGCUUCCUGGGACCGCGCAGAUGCACACUGCGAAAACGCACGUGCCAUGGACAAUGGACCAAUUGCGUGCAGAAGAGACGCUCCUCGACACUUCUGGAGACCUCUUCUUCGACAAUGGGAGCAAGGAGACCCUGCACGUUACCUGUGAGAGUCGAGAUUGGAAUCGAAUCGUCAUGAACAUUAAUCUGAUACGACAGUCGAUGGAUACCAAGAAUUUUAUGACAGACGUUUCCACGUGGACACUAUGGAAAAGCGGUAUCGAAGGACAAUGGCGACAGCUGGAUCGCAGAUCGAUCUAUUGAAUGGUUCAAGAACAGAAACGAGGGAUUAAAUGUGGGAAUUGGAACGAGGAAAAUGUGGAAAUUGUGAUUUCGGGAUAAGCUCGACACAUUGUUACCAGCCUAACGUUGAAUAGAUCCUGCUCAAAGCACAGGGUGACCAUUCUGGUGUCGUGGAACAAGGAAGGGCCAUUAUAGUACAACAUAAUUUCCAAAUUACAUGCAACUAAAUAACCAUUCGAUAUUAAAUAAUUUUAAUAUUGGAAAAAUAAUUUUCAGAUCUAACUUGAUCGGAGGAAAAUUUAUGCAAAUGAUGGAAACGAAGUACAGAGACGUAGAUACCAAGAUUUAAAUUUUACCAUAUCUCCCCAACCGUGAUAUAAAAUAUCACCAGGAUCUAUAAUGCGCCAUUGAAAAUUCAAUUUGCAUUCUCCAGUGCAACACAAAUCCAGCAAUUUCAUCCUUGGAAAGAAGAAGUAAUCCAACACGACCCAGACCCUCUCUGAAAAAGAAAACAAAGGAAUUCUUCGACAGUCCAUUCGACUUUUUCCCCCUCAGUCGAUACAAGGAAUCGGAACGAAAGAAACUGUCGCGUCGCGAUUCGAAAGGAGCAGCUGUCGAAAUCACAAACCGAUCUUCCAUGGAACAGAGCAAGCCGGAGAUUAAAGGGGAGGAUCCAGAGAAGGGAAAACCACCCCGAUGCGGGAGCGUGCCCCCGCCAAAGAGCCCUCGUGCAGCCGAAAAACGAGCACGUGCUGUUGCGGGGUGGACCCCCAGAUCAGGGAUCUCCAACCACUCGAUGUACGCGUAGAACUUUGAAAUUAAUUCGCGUUACCUUAAUCAGGCAAUUAAGAUGGAGCAGGCUUGCCGAGGAUAAAGUAGUAGCUUUACUUUCUUCGCCAUGGUGCAUGCUUUCUUCGAGGGACAAGAUGAACAAGAGGUAGGAAUAUUCGUCAAAACUGCGCAUAUCGGACUCUGAAAGUUGGAGAUCCCUGGGCAAUCGAAGAAUAGGGUUCCAGGGGUUGCAGCAGCGAGCAGGCGGUUCGUAGGAUUCGCAGUUUGCAUUAUUAAUCUCGAAUUUUAAUUGCUCGUUCGGUAAGUGUGCAUUGUACAUAUUGUCACUAUUAUCCAUCGUUACUCUAAUUAUUAUUAUAUUGACAACCGAGUAUUGUAACUAAAAUUUUCAACAAGCUAUCAACAGAAUACAUCUACUUACACUUCCUUGUAUAAAUUUCAGAUAAUACGUUAUCAUCCAAGUAUUUAAUAUCCAUUUACCAUAUAAAAUAUUCCAAUUCACCCCAAUACUAUAAUUAUCAUAUGUCCUACACAAAACAUCCCUAUCUGAAAAGCACGCACUAACAGCUUUGAGUGGCACGCUGGCGGGGGACGCUGGCUUCCGGGGGUAGCGUGGACGCCAGUGGCUCAUAGGAUUCGCAGUUUAGGCUGUCAAUGUUAGAGAACGGGCUGACAAGCACACGCUGCUUCGUGGCACACGGCGACGAAUGCUCGACAGGAGCGGGUCACCUCGGUGCGUGUUUCUUCAGUGUCGGGCACGACGCCAAACAGAUGAAUCGGUGAGCUCGAUCUUCGCGCGGAAAAACCAACCGAGUGGAGAGUGUGCGUGGACCAAGUGGUGGCCGCUCCUUUAUCUGCCGCGAAUUUCAAGAGGACACGUAGCAAGGUUUUCCGGAGUUUCUUCCUCUCCCGAUCGUCCAGUGCAGAGGUAACAUGCGGACUGCGAGGCGGAGAUAGCGAAAGAGCGCGUUGGGAUUUUGAUGAAUGGCCCCGGCUGCUUUUCGCGCUGAUUUAUCGCGGCAAGGCGUGCCGACAGCUUCGGAAAGUUUUAUUUUCCAAAGACCACGAGGCUGGGGACCGUGGCGAAGAUUUAUGCACCUCGAAGGAACUCGAAUGUCAAAGAAAUGAUCGAGAUGGAGUGGAAGCUUUAAUGUCGUAGAUCGUUUGCGAUGUGGCUGGUCAAAAUCAAAAGGAAAAGCGUCAGGGGCAGGUGAACGCAGAAUGUGUUCGCUUAAGAUGGAAAGAUUGCUCGUGGUCGCGAAAAAGCAGCAGCGAAUGUUGGUCGACAGCGGCUGAUUAGAGAGCGUGAUCUAUGCCAUUGAUCGAUCGACCUGUGCCUUUGGAGAAUUGUUCGAUAAGGAACGAGUCGAAUGUAAAUUUCUUUUAAACGAUCGACGUUUGUGAGCUGGUUGUGAUUCUGUAGAAAUCGAUUGGCAAAGAUAAUUCGCGAUAACAGUGUAGAAAGGAGGGAAAGAAGUCGCUGAGGAAUUGGAUAUUAUAUUUUUGAGAAUAAUUUAUCGAAAGCAUAGAGGUAGCUUAUUUAUGUAUAUAUUCUUAGAAGAAAAUGAAUUGAAACAUCCAUCGACGAAACUUAUUUUUGUAAAGGAAGUACCAAAGGAUUUGGAUACGUAUCGCAAGUAAGAUUUCGUUCGUUAAAACCUGCUUCUGAGAGACUGAUUAUUCACCAAGACCUAAAGUUCAAGAAUUUGCCAAAGAACCUUCUGAAAGUUUACAAACCACUUCGGCGAAGAGUCAGGGAAUACCAUCUUGAAGAGGAAUCGACGAGUACUAAUACAAAAAUAGUCGAGGAUCGUUCGUUCUUCCAGACGCGAGCCAUUUUAAAUUCAUCGGUGUGCCUCAUUCCUGAAAUAAAACGGAAACAGCGCCAUUCGUUGCGAAAUUGACCAACAAUGUAAAUAUGCAACGACUUCCAGUCAACAAAGUCGUCGAUACUCGUUGCUUUACCAAAUUACACAAACAGCUUAUUCUUUGACAAAGUGCUGCCUCUAGAAUUUUUACGUCCUGACUCGACAGAACAGUUUCCUAUUCCAAAGCCAAUAGGCUUUAACUUAAGCUCGGAAGAAGAGAAAAGGAAGAUAAUCUUAGAAUAAGACGCAUGAAGCACGUUAUUAGAUAUUGAUCAAUGCCAGACAAAACGUGUAAGAACCCGUCUCGGAGAAUCGAACGCGUGCUCCCGAUACUAUUCUAAUCCGUGUCCUUGGCCAGUGAGCAUCCAGCGUCGUCUAGAAGCCUGGAACUUGGCCGUGGCCGAUUAAUCGCGCACCGGGGUCUCUCGGCUGUGGCAACAAACCUGAGGAUACCAGGAGGCGUCGAGCACGGGGGCCGAAAAUAAAGAGAGCCACGAUUUUCAUCGGCAAAUAAUCGUACCUCUUCAGUCUUCCCAGGCUUAUCCAACUCGCUGGUCGUAUUUUUGCAAGAAUCCUUCGGAAAUUUAUCUCCUCGAAUGAGCAGGGACCGAAACCACGAACCUGACGACGUACCUAGUUCGAAAGGAAGGGACCAGAAAGAAGGAUCGUCGACCCGUUGCAUAAAGUGGUCCUCGAGUGUCCGAGCUCGGUUUCGAGGAGCAAAAGAGCCGCUGGCUGGCCAUAUCAGAGGCAGAAACAAGAAACAGAGGGAAAUUGGUCCACCUUAUCGACGCACUUGACUCCUUCGCUGUCUCGAGGAGGCUAAUUUUAAGAUCAUCUCGAGAGGAGGACUCCUUCGACCUCUGUGAUGAUCAACGACCAUGGCGCCAGGAGCAACGACCCUGACGAGUCUUUUGUUGUUGCUAAUGGCUGUUGCGAGGUGUUCCCUAACGAAGAAUGUCCUCGCGAGCACUCAGUCGCCAUUCGCCAAGAUUCUGAAGGGUGUCAAGCUACCGGGUGGCUAUAUGGAAGUGAUCCAGGAAGACCAUUGCUCGCACGGCUCUGUUCGGUUGACCUGCAGAUCCCUCAAGGCCUCCAUCUUCGUCCUGAAAGCGGAAUACCAGGCGAAUUUGACACGCAUCUGCGCCUACGACCCGCAGAGGCUGACGAUGAAGAUGAUGUACAAACGUCGAGGUAGCAGUUCGUCGUAUAAGAGAAAGGAACUGAAGGGAAAUUACAUCGACGAUGCUGAUGACGAGCUUCGAUUCGGGGUGGUGGAUGUUAGGCAAUCGUUGAACAGGAGAUGCGCUGGACUGAAGCAUUGCCGUUACAACUUUACCACCGACCAGCCAGGUGCCGUUUAUUGGAAUCCGGCCACUUUGCGGCUAAAAUACGGGUGUAUUCCCGAGGCUGCCGUGAGGAAAUAUUGCAACGAGGAACUGAAGGUGGUCCCAGGCGAGGGUGGCUUCAUAAAUUCACCCGGAUACCCGCAUUACUACCUCGGACAGAAUACGUGCGGCUGGACCUUCAGGUCGGCUCCUGGGCACAGGAUCGUCCUCACGUUCCACGACCUGAAUAUCCGGGACCCAGAAGCAGACGGAAGUUGCGUGGACAUCGUGAGAGUGAGAGAAAAAGGAAGAACGUUGUUCGAGUAUUGCGGUACCGUGGCUGGAGUGAAGGUCGUCUCGAACUCGAACGUGAUCACCCUCGACCUUGUAGCCACGAAGAGCCUGUACACGGCACGGGGAUUCUUCUUGCAAUAUCAAGUGCUAGGGUGUCCGAACGUCUCAGCGCCCAACGGAAGUUACAUAUUGAAUGACACUCUGACUUCGAGGACUUUUCUAUGCAAAUUAGGCACCGUGUUCCCCGACAGCAAAGAAAGGACAAGGAUACUCGAGUGCAAGCACGGGAAGUGGAGUGAGAAUGUCAUCGGCAUACCGAGUUGUACAGCCACGUCGGCGCUGAUCCUGAAGGCAGAGCAGGACCACAAUCGGUUGUCCAGCCUUUCCGGAGACAACACUGCCGGCACGGGGGUUAGAAUCGGACGGGGCGAGGACGCAGUCGCGGUUGGCAACGGGAACAUUAUGGAUUCGGCGCAAUCAGCCAUGAUGAAGCAAACAGACUACGUCGUAGACAUCGUUUUGCCAAGCGUCCUAAUUGCCCUGCUGUUCGUCGGCAACGCCAUCAUCGUGUACAUUAUCUUUCAUUAUAGGAAGAGGAAAGUUCCAUCUGCGGAGCACGGUGAGGAAAUGUCCCUAAGGAACGCGGCUGAAGUACCACAGGUGUGAUUGGCAAGAAGAUCGACGGUUAAGUUCACGGUGCCAGCCAAAAAGCAUCAGCGGAAGGGCCUACGUUGCAUUUUUUCUACGAGGAUGAUCUCCAAAUAAAAAUGUAUCUCUGAAAAGGGAAUCGUCAAGGGGCCUCAACUGCCAUUUCUUUUCUCUGUUCUGAACAUUCACGAAGAAUUCGUUGUCGAGUCCGUCGAGGGAUGCUCGAAAAUCGUGUUCGGUAUAUUCGAUUUCGAUGGUCACACGUUCUCCGAUGGAGAAGCAUAAUUGUAAAAUGUUUCUCCACGCGUUCGAAAUUCGGAGACGCACUCAAAGAAAAGACUAUAAAUGCGCUCGUCGCCGCUCCUAAUAAGAACCGUGGUCAAUAUUUAAGAAACCAGGCGUCUGCUUGCAAGAGAAGGUAGGCAGCUGAAAAAUUCAAGAAAUUAUGAGACUUUGCAUAUAUGAUGUGUAUGUCCUCCGUAACACAAUGUUCUUCUCUUUUCCUUUAUGCCAAGUGAGAUUUCGAGGAAGUGAAAUUAACCUCUAAAUUUUCCGCGUUUUCCCGAUUUUUUACUAUGACAUUUCUGUGCUGCGUGAUACAGCAAAAUUUGGAAUGUACAAAUUUAUUAAAUACUUCGCGUUCUAUCGCACUAUUGUAAAGACAUUUUCAUCGGCGUGCAAUUUAUUUAAAUAAAUAAAUUUUUUACUAUUUUCCAGAUAAAUUCUUAAUGGUAAGAGUUAAAAAGGAUUAAUGUAGACAAAAAUGUCUCGUUUUAAGCGGUCUAACGAAAUAUAACAAUUUUUUCAUUACUGUAUCUCUUAUAUUGAUAUUUUAUUAAAUUAUUUUGCACAGGUUAUGCGGUUGAAUGAAUUAAUGAUUUUCAAAUAAAAUCUCUAAGGUGUUUAUUACGUUAGCAAUAUUAAUUGAAUGCACUUUAAUGAAAAAGUUAACACACUUCUGCAAUUUUCUUCAACUCGGUGAUAAUACUAUUGCAAUUCGGAACUGUGAAUAAGCUACACUCUCGAGAAUAUUUAUAUCUGCCGAAAAAAGUACGAGCACAAAAGCCGAACAAAGUUCAUUAAUCAGCAUUCACAUAUUCGUAAACAAUUAAAAAACAAAGAGAACUUACAUCGGUCAAUGUACCGCAUCAUUCCGCUAUUGUACUGAUAAGUGAGCAGCAAAUACAUAUUGCUCAUUUGUACUCUUGCCAUUUGAGUAUGAUGUUUUCUGCACACGUGCAUAAAGCAUGUAAACUGGAUACAAUUAAAAGUCAUUAAUUCAUUCAAUUUUAUGAUUUGUAUAUGAUAAUCUAAUAAAAUAAUAAUUUAAUUGUAAGUAAUAUAUAUUUCCUAACUGGAUUCCUAAAUUUUACAUGUAUAUUCCUAUGUAUAUAUACACAUCCAAAUAUGCAAUAAAUUUUGUUGAAAAAAAA
Molecule: messenger RNA, 8102 nt
Organism: Eufriesea mexicana
Lineage: Eukaryota; Metazoa; Arthropoda; Insecta; Hymenoptera; Apidae
Exons: 13
Coding region: 5281-6687 (468 amino acids)
Source: RefSeq, a predicted model, not a curated record